GAGAAGAAUCACCCAAAGCAGGGAAAAGUGGGAAAAGUUCAAAAGAAGGACAAGACAUAAUAGAAUCAGAGAUUCCCAGCAGGAAAAACAGCCUUGUUGCUGCCCCGUCUGCAGCAUCUAGUAAAAUAAAAGUGCCAGUCCCUCAGCCUGCAGAGAAGAAAGACAGACGGCAAAGUUCUUCCAGGUUUAGCGCCAGCAAUAACAGAGAACUUCAAAAACUACCGUCUUUAAAAGAUGUUCCUCCUGCUGAUCAAGAGAAGCUUUUUAUCCAGAAGCUACGUCAGUGUUGUGUCCUCUUUGACUUUGUUUCCGAUCCACUAAGUGACCUAAAGUGGAAGGAAGUGAAACGAGCUGCUUUAAGUGAAAUGGUGGAAUACAUCACCCACAACCGGAAUGUCAUCACAGAGCCUGUUUACCCAGAAGUGGUCCACAUGUUUGCAGUUAACAUGUUUCGAACGUUGCCACCUUCCUCCAACCCAACGGGAGCAGAAUUUGACCCAGAGGAAGACGAGCCAACGUUAGAAGCAGCCUGGCCUCACCUCCAGCUUGUUUAUGAAUUUUUCUUAAGAUUUUUAGAGUCUCCAGAUUUCCAGCCUAAUAUAGCGAAGAAAUAUAUUGAUCAGAAGUUUGUGUUGCAGCUUCUAGAACUGUUCGACAGUGAAGACCCGAGAGAGAGAGACUUUCUUAAAACCACCCUUCACAGAAUCUAUGGGAAAUUCUUAGGCUUAAGAGCUUACAUCAGAAAACAGAUAAAUAAUAUAUUUUAUAGAUUUAUUUAUGAAACAGAGCAUCACAACGGCAUAGCAGAGUUACUGGAAAUACUGGGAAGUAUAAUUAAUGGAUUUGCCUUACCACUAAAAGAAGAGCACAAGAUUUUCUUACUGAAGGUGUUAUUACCUUUGCACAAAGUGAAGUCUCUGAGCGUCUACCAUCCCCAGCUGGCAUACUGUGUCGUGCAGUUUCUAGAAAAGGACAGCACCCUCACUGAACCAGUGGUCAUGGCGCUUCUCAAGUACUGGCCCAAGACUCACAGUCCAAAGGAGGUCAUGUUCCUGAAUGAGCUGGAGGAGAUCCUGGACGUCAUCGAGCCGUCGGAGUUCGUGAAGAUCAUGGAGCCCCUCUUCCGGCAGCUGGCCAAGUGCGUCUCAAGCCCCCACUUCCAGGUGGCGGAGCGCGCACUGUACUACUGGAACAACGAGUACAUCAUGAGCCUGAUCAGCGACAACGCGGCCCGGAUCCUGCCCAUCAUGUUCCCGUCCCUGUACCGCAACUCCAAGACCCACUGGAACAAGACGAUACACGGCUUGAUAUACAAUGCGCUGAAACUCUUCAUGGAGAUGAACCAGAAGCUGUUCGAUGACUGCACCCAGCAGUUCAAAGCAGAGAAACUGAAGCACACAAGGACCCGAAGAAGGACCGGCCCCUGGUGCGCCGCAAGUCCGAGCUGCCUGAGGACCUACACACCAAGAGCGCCCUGGAGGCCCACAGCCGAGCCGAGGACCUGGUGCCCCAGGACGGGCGCUAGCCCCCGCCGCGGCUCUGGUUCCGUAGAACCCCGAGCUCUUCGUGCCAUACCGAUCAGUCACACUCAAAGUCCAGGCUUUCCCCGACCCUGUUCUGUGCGCAAUAACGUCCCUCCGCCUCAGCUCAAGACUAGGAGUUCAAACAAUGGUGACCUCCCGGGGCUGACCCAGGGUCCCGCGACCCUGCACGGCCCCAGAUAAGAUGUGUCCCCAAGGCAGAGCUAAGGAAAGCGCCCGGCUCAGCAUCUUCCCAAACGGAAUUGGUCAUCAUCCCAGACAGGCGGCCCUGUGCUGUAAUACCCCUGUUCUUCGAAUCAAAGGAACACUUUUAAAAAGUAUUACGUGUUUUUAAAGACUUUACAGCCUUUGAGAUUGCAUCCCAGUGGUUGUCACGCCAGCCGUUUCUUUCUGGGUUUGGGGGGGGGUUUGUUUGGGUUUGGGGCUUUUUUGGUUUUUUGGGGGUUUUUCUUUUUUAAUCUCAUUGAAGUGGUUCUUUGCUUCCGUGUUUCUGACACAGCUCACGGGGACGGUGGCGCGGCCACCUCCGCCGCUGCUCCCUGGCUCAGGUCGCUCUGCACCAUGUCCUCCUCCUGGUAGAGCUAAAGCCAUAUCCCCACGUCUGGGUCCCGCGCCCGGACCCCAGGAGCAAGCUCACAGGAGAAAUCUGCUUUAAAAAGAGCUUUCUCUUGCCUGGAAUUGGAGUCUUUCAGUGAUGUUUUCCUGGCUUUGCUUGCAGAAUUUUUUUUUCUCUCUGCUCACGUGUCAUUGCCCUUGAACCAGGCUCUUGGAUUAGUAAAAAUUAUCUUCUCUGAGAAUCCCACACUUUGUAAAAGUUAGGAGGAGAUCAUUUUGAGCGAGGCCAGUCCUGGGCCCAGUGGGCGGAAAGACGCAGAGACGGCACUGCCCCGACCCCUCUCCGCAGCCAGGCUCCCCGAGCUCAGAGGCGGCGGCCGCGGGGGUGGCUUCAAACGAGUCUCUCUCUGUUGAAAAGAGCACACGUUACAGACACCUCAGACAGGAAACACAGUGUCUUGAGUUCUCACCAGUUUUCAGAUGCUGCUGUGUAUUUCAGACUUCCCUGCAUGUAUGGAGUUUUUCGUUUUUGACGGGACAGCACUAGGAGAAGAAUCUCUAAACUCAGCGCUCGGUCUGUUCUGUAUUUCUCUCAGGGUGGCCAGUGUUUUGACUUCUUUCUCCUGCUUGAAAGCGAGCUGAGAUGUGCACCACUCCUCUAACCAUGUGGGUCUAGUUCCCUCUGUCUCCGGCAUAAGAUGCUAUAACUUCACAUUAAAUGUCUUGAUGCAUCAAAGAUAAAACGUGGCUUCUUUUAGGAUCUGUUUUUCAGUCGAGGUCUCGGGAAGCCACUGAAACGUUGUGAAAAGCAGACGUGGUUCCCGGUGCAGCCGUGGUGCCUGACACCCGGUGGUUUCACUGAAAUCCACUGACAAUGUUUAUUUCUUUGUGUCUUGGAGGAAAACAAUUUUGGGCGGGAGGGGGUGGAUUUCUUGUGUUAAGAGCAAGCAGAUAACAAAAAGGCUGCCCCGGCAGAAAGCGGAGAAGCCCGCCAGGUGAGAAGAAACACUUCCUGAGAAACUUGACAAGCACCUGUCCACUUUACCAUUAUGAAAUUUAUCAUUUAAAAGAAGUUUAGAUGCCUUCUCCUUUUGAGGGAAAAAGGGUGCUUUUUAUUGUAUAAAGCAGUGUCUUACGUAUUUUGAUAUACCAUUGUUUGAACUUCCGUCUUUAGCUGAUAGAUUCUCAAAGAUCCUUGACUUGGAUGCUCAGUGUGUUUGGGAGCGAGGUUUCUGGGAAGCCUCUCCUUUGGCCCCGGGGAAAAAGCAAAUUGUCGCUCUUUGGGUGAUGUGUAAAGCUCAACGUAUAAGAACAUCUUUUUGUCUAGGUCUUACUUAUGCUCUUUAUUGAAGACAAACAUUCACCAAAAAGGGGGGGGGAGUUUUGAGAGAAACUAAUUUUCUUUGACAAGAGACACUGUUUACUAUUCUGGCCUUUUACAGGCUCCGGGUCAGUACUCGGAAUCCCUGCGCUAACUGUCCAACUUGCGUAUUAUUAUAUAGAUACACUGUUUAUUCUGCGCCAAACUGAUUUCAGAAGUACUACGUGGAAAAUAAACUGGUGACUGUUUUUCUUCAUAAAGUUCUGCAUUUGGCAUCUUCACUCUUUCCGAAAUGUAUCUGUACAUCAGAAACGUCACUAUUCCAAGUGUCUUUUUAGUGCGGCUUCAGUAUGGUUUCCUUUUAAUAUUGUACAUACAUUGUAUCUUUGUUUUAUGGUAAUGAAUAAUAAAAAUGUAGACUUCAUAUUUUGUACAAAAUGUCCUAUGUACAGAAUAAAAAAAAGUUCAUAGAAACAGCAAAAAUAGGUAAGUGGCAUAAUUAUUUUUCUUUAGAAAAUAUCUGUAACCUGAUGCUUUAGUGAAAUGUUAAGUACUGACAUAUUUUUUAACAUUUUGUAAUUCAGAACUUUUUGUUUUGACACAUUGUUUAUGAAGAGAAACUUCAUACACUUGCCAUUUAAUAUGCUCUUUUAUCUAAUUUAAAAAAAACUCUAAAGAUGGUGUAUUAUACAGACUAAAUAAAGAACAUGUGAAUUUUA
Molecule: messenger RNA, 4136 nt
Organism: Vicugna pacos (alpaca)
Lineage: Eukaryota; Metazoa; Chordata; Mammalia; Artiodactyla; Camelidae
Source: RefSeq, a predicted model, not a curated record